Molecule: messenger RNA, 612 nt
Organism: Entrophospora sp. SA101
Lineage: Eukaryota; Fungi; Glomeromycota; Glomeromycetes; Entrophosporales; Entrophosporaceae
Source: the annotation of a GenBank genome assembly
AUGGAAUGUAAAUAUGCAGGACCUAAAUUAACUUACUACAUUGAGAAGGCAAGGAAUGCUCUGCAAGUUGCGUUUUUGGCAAUUGUAGGAAUUGGGGAACGAUUGCAAAUCAAGUAUUCUUUACGUCAACUCGAAAGUGGCUUUAAUUACCCAGCUGAUAAUGGAUCUUGUUCAACGAUUUUUGGUUUGGUAUUAAGGGGAAAUGGUUACAACUUUAUAACGGCUAUGCGAGUAGAUUUGUUAACUGUUGAAUCAAUUUCUGACGGUAAAGACAUGGAACGAUUUCUGUUAAUUCAUUUAAUAAUACAAAUUCUCUUGAAACAGGCAGCAAAUACAGAACUUUUAACACAAACUUGGUAUAAAUUAUUUAAGCAAUUUUGCCAGGAAGCCGAUAUUUAUAAUAAAGAUAUAGCAAAUGAAAACAAUUGGAAUUGGAAAUAUGUAGAUUUCUUGACGGAUGUUGAUACCAACCGCGUUAGAAGAACAAAUUCUGAUGCCCCAGAAAAUAUUACAUAUUUUAGAACAUCCUCCAUUAAAUCUGAAUUAACUUCUUUCUCUUACAAAAAAGGAAAUAAUCAUGCUGGUGGCCUUGAUGAUAAAAUACCUGAUUAA